AUGUGUACCGGUCUCCGUGUACUAGGAAAAGGUGGGAAGUCAGCUGACGGGCUAGCCACCUGCACAUAUGUCAAAGCGAGACAUGUCUUAUGUGAGAAACGAGGGAAGAUCAAUGAAGCAUACAAGAAGCUGCAAGAUGGUUGGCUUAGCAAUGGAGAUAAGGUUCCACUAGCUGAGUUUGCUAAGAUAGCUGCAGAAUAUUCGGAAUGCCCAUCUGGGAAGAAGGGUGGAGACCUUGGAUGGUUUCCACGUGGCAAAACGGCCGGCCCAUUCCAGGAAAAUGCCUUCAGCACACCCAUUGGAGCUACCAGUGCACCCAUCAAAUCAACAAAGACGAAGAAGAAGAGGUGUUCAAGCGUCCAUUUCUAA
Molecule: messenger RNA, 369 nt
Organism: Pistacia vera
Lineage: Eukaryota; Viridiplantae; Streptophyta; Magnoliopsida; Sapindales; Anacardiaceae
Product: peptidyl-prolyl cis-trans isomerase NIMA-interacting 4-like
Exons: 4
Coding region: 1-369 (122 amino acids)
Biological process (GO): rRNA processing
Molecular function (GO): peptidyl-prolyl cis-trans isomerase activity; DNA binding
Source: RefSeq, a predicted model, not a curated record